Rubroshorea leprosula is the source of this 2799-nucleotide messenger RNA. The record is from the annotation of a GenBank genome assembly. NCBI's taxonomy places the organism in Eukaryota, Viridiplantae, Streptophyta, Magnoliopsida, Malvales, Dipterocarpaceae.
AAUGAAUACAAGUUUAGUAUUCUUUCAAUCUUUCUUUGCUUUUCUUCAUGGUAUCAGAGCAGGUUGUUUCGUGCAUUUGAAUACCAAGUGUUUUGUCCUUUUGCAUAUGAAUUCACUCUCUUCUUGUUUUCAAAUCUAACUCACAAGAAAAUCAAACUCAUGGCAAAGAACUAGAAUUUGCUUACCAUUCAAAGCUUCCACUAGAUGGCAAGCCUUGUGUCGGUCAAGCUGUCAAGCACAAAUUUUCUGCUAUGGAAAUCAUAGAUCUUUCCACUAAUUCGUAGUGCUCAACUCAUAAAUCAUCUAGAAGAAGAGGCUCUAGUUGCAAUGAUCAGCAAAGGUGGAAAAGAAGAGCUCAAUCUUGACUAUGCAAUUUGGCUAAAUAAUGAUGGCUUACUUACUAGCUGGUUACUUGGAACCAUGAAUGAAGAAGCAUUGAGCCUCGUUGUCGGCUGUGACUCAGCUUUUCAGAUCUGGAAGUGCUUAAAGGAACAUUAUUUGGCAUCAACAAAAGAGCAAGAAUUGCACCUUAAAGGCCAAUUAGCAAUCAAACGAGGAGAUGAUGAAUCUCUUGAAGAUUUCAUAAGAAAAUUCAAGAGAACUUGUGACAAUUUAGCUGCUAUACGUAAGCCUGUUGAUGACUUAGACAAAGUGUUUCAACUCUCCAGAGUAGUAGGGGGACGGUACCAGCCUUACAAUCUUGCUGUCUUAUCUAAGCCCCCAUAUCCUACCUUUAAUCAAUAUAUUGCAAGGUUACAGAACAAUGAAAGAGAUUUGCAAGUUGCUGAACAGGAAAGCAAGGAUAAAGUUCCAAACUAUGUCCAAGCCUUCGUUGCACAAAGGGGCAGAGGUCAACGUGGUAGAAGCAAUGGUAGCAGGAAUCCUAUGAUCAACAACAAUCCUAUACCACAACAAGCCAUACCACAAAAUUUUCAACCGAAAAAUUCAACCCAACAAGGUGAGAAUCAGUGUCAAAUCUGUGGUGUUGCAGGCCAUACAGCCUUAAAAUGCUGGUACAGAUUUGACCAUGCAUAUCAAAGUGAAGAAUUACCUCAAGCUCUUGCAACGUUAAGCCUGGUGGAAGACAAGGAUCAAAACACUUAUGUUGAUACUAGAGCUAUUGACCACAUGACCUUAGAUACAGGUAAACUUUAUACUAAAAGACCUUAUCGUGGUAAACAAAAAGUUUUAACAGGUGAUGGAACUCCCUUGCAAAUUUCGCAUAUUGGUUCUACCUCCAUUGGUUCUUUAAAACUUAAAGAUGUUCUAGUGGUUCCUAAUGUCAAGAAAAAUUUACUUUCUGUUAGUAAGUUUACUGAUGAUAAUUCAUGCAUUUUUGAGUUCUCAUCUAACGGUUUUGUGAUUAAGGACCAAGCAACACAGGCGGUGCUAGCCAGAGGCACUAGGAAAGGGCAACUGUAUGCAUUGGAUGAAGAGGAAAAACAUGUUCUUGCUGUUAUUUCAAAUAAGGCUACUGAUUCUAUUUGGCACCAAAGACUAGGACAUCCAAAUUCUAGUGUUUUAAAAACUCUAGCAUCAAAGAACAGUAUUAUUGUAUCUAAUUGGACUAAGCCUUCCUAUUUGUGCAGUAGCUGUCAAAUGGGGAAAAGUUAUGACUAUAGUAGGUUUACAUGGUUUAAUCCUUUGCAUAGAAAAUCUGACUUCCGUAGUGUUUUUCUAAAGUUUCAGAAGAUAGUUGCAAAUCAGUUUCAUAAAAGCAUCAAAAUAUUCCAAUGUGAUGGUGGAGGAGAAUUCUCUAAUAGUGCUUUCAUUAAACACUUAGAAGACUGUGGCAUCAAGCAACAAGUAUCUUGUCCUGGAACUCCAGAACAGAAUGGUGUUGCAGGAAGAAAGCAAAGACACAUCGUCGAGAUAGAUGGAGAAUUAUGCAAGUACCAUGACAGUGAUGAAUGGCUUCAAGCCUCAACAAACUUACAACCUUCAAGGCACUUGGAUGAGAAGUUGUUGACUUUCUUGACACCUUCACACCGCACCAUCACUUCUAAUGAGGAGGAAAAUAAUCACAACAGCAACAACCUUAAAGGCAAUGUUGAAGAAACUAUAAAAGGUGCUCCCAAUCCCUGUCGAGAAGAAACCAAUGUGACAUCAUCACAAAUCCUGACCAGAGAAGACAGCACUCAAUUAAAUAAUACUCAAGAGGAUUCCAAGUCUUCUCAAUCAUUCGAAGGAUCUAAUUCAAAAGAAUCAUCAUCCACCCAAGAAGAAUCUGGAUCUCCUCAACUGUCGGAAGUCUUUAACUCAGCUUCGUUAGAAGCAACAGAUGGACAUCAGCACCUUGAGGAACCUGUCACUACAUUUGAUGGAGGCAUUUUCCUAUCACAAGGACAAUAUGCCAAUGAUCUUCUUAGCCAGACAUCAAUGCUUGAGGCUUCCACAAUUGCAACUUCAUUGGCUAUCAAAGAAAAUCCUGCUUCAAGAGACACGGAGCUGGUUGAUGCAAAAGAAUAUAGGAAAAUUGUUGGUGCUCUCCAAUAUUUGACUAUCACUCGAAUUGAUAUAUGCUAUGCUGUGAACAAAGUUUUUGCGAUGCCGAUUGUGUCGGCUAUCCAACUAAAAGAAAAAGCACAUCAGGAUACUGCAUUUUUCUUGGAGAAAAUUGUAUAUCAUGGUCCUCCAAAAAGCAACCAACUGUAUCAUGAUCAACUGUUGAAGCAGAGUACCGUGCAUUAGCUUCCACCAUAGCUGAGAUCGUAUGGAUCACAUAUAUCUUCUUCGUGAUAUUGGAAUUCCCUUGCUCUCCCCUCCUUAAUUGUUUUCUAAUAACAUAAGUGCCCUCCA